Molecule: messenger RNA, 161 nt
Organism: Nezara viridula (southern green stink bug)
Lineage: Eukaryota; Metazoa; Arthropoda; Insecta; Hemiptera; Pentatomidae
Source: the annotation of a GenBank genome assembly
AUGGCCUAUUUUCUUCAAGGGAAAAAAAUUGAUAAUUGUGCGGAAGUUGAAAUUUCGAUCCAAGAGUUCUUUGACAGCCAUGGUAUCAGCCUGGGAUCGAGGAAUCGGCUAGCAGAUCGCUAGUCACGGUAGAUAACAAUGGACUAUACUUUGAGUAUUAA